AUGGACUCUGUUUUCAUAUCUGCCGGCUGCACACGAAAGCCAAAGGUCUCUGCAGCAUUUGGGAAUGGAAUGGCCUAUGGGUCUAGGUCGAAUGUAGUCAUAACUGACGAAAGAAAGGUUCUUUCUGUAGUUUGUAUGGACGGCGAUGUGAAUGCGGUCGAAUGUAGCCAUGGAACGAUAGUGGCAGGAGAUGUGAAUGGGAGGGGAUAUAUAAUAAGAAACGGAGAUGUUAGGAAGCAUGACUUUGAAGGAUGUAUUGAAGCGGUUGGUUUUAUGAGGGAAUCAUGUGCUGCGUUCUGUACGAUGGAUAGAACCUUCGUAUAUGACAUGGACAGAAAUGUGAUUACGGGAGAAGUCGAAAAUACAUGGAUUCCUACGUGUUUAACAACGAUUUGUGACAGAACAUUUAUUGGGAGCAGAAAGGGGAGUGUUUAUGUGCUAUGGGGAAAAGGCAGUUGUGUUUUGUGGGAUGAAGUUGAAGGGCACAGAGACAGCAUCCAAGACAUCAAGUCUGUUUCCAUUGAUGGAGAGGCUUACAUUGCCACGGCGUCACAGGACGAAACCAUAAAGAUAUGGAGAGUUAUUGAAGGAGAAGGAUGGAUUGAGCAUAUUCAAACCCUUAAUGGGCACACAGACUGGGUUUACGGACUGUGGUGGACAAGAGAGGGAGAUCUACUUAGCUCAUCUGGAGAUGGGUCGAUAAUCCACUGGAAGAAGAAGUCUGGAAGGUGGGAAGAUGUGAUGAGACUGGGCGGAGAAGGAGCCUUCUUUAACGUUCUAAUGACUGGAGACUAUAUUGUAGGACAAUCGAAUUCUGGAGGGUUUUACAAGUUUGGAGAUGUUCUGGAGAAUUUUAUUUCGGGCCAUAUCGACGAAGUGAGGUCUAUCGACUGGAGAGAUGAGUUUCUCCUAACGGCCUCGCUUGAUAUGACGUCCCGGAUAUUCUACAAGGGGCAUGAGGUAGGUAGGCCACAGAAGCAUGGAUAUGGGCUAACCUCGGCAAGGUUUCUCAAUACCGAGAACCUUCAAUUCAUAAGCUCUGCACAGGAAACAAUUUUAAGAAUCUAUGAGCCUACACAGGUGUUUUAUAUGACAUGCUUGAGUGUGGAAAAUAAGGAAAAAGACGUGAGUAAGUCAUUGGAGGAAAUGGGUAUUUCCCGGCAGAGAAGGUCUAUACACGACUUCUUUUGUGAUAUCGACAGUUUGAAGUUUGCAGCUGUUUGUGCCGAACUGUCUUUAACAAACGUAGUUCUGGAAGACUUUACUUUUGAAUCACUCAAUGAGCAGCUAUUGUCUGUGGCCACCUUCAACGAGAUAAGAAAGGUCUAUGGACACUACUUUGAUGUAUCUGAUGUUGCCGUGUCUAAGGAUUUCAUUGUUUCCUGUAACAAGUCGUCGCUGAAGAAAUUCUCAGGGAUUUUUGUAUGGAACAGAAACUUUGAGCUGAUGGAUUACAUAGAAGUACACGACUAUGGGAUCGAAAGGUUGGUAUUUUCACGGGAUGGAAAGUACCUGGCAGCAGCCUCCAAAGACAAGAGUGUGUCAAUCUAUAAUGUUAGCAAAAGCAUUAAGUUCUUUCAAAGACUAAGGGACCAUAAGAGAGUUGUGUGGGAUUGUAGCUUCAGCCAUGAUUCAAAAUAUCUCGCCACGUGUUCUCGAGACAGAAGUAUAUUUGUAUAUGAAGGUCCUGAAUUUGGAAUGAAAUGGGAGUCUAGAUUUGAGUACGAGGUGACGUCCUUAAGCUUUUCACCUAAGAAGUAUCUUCUCCUGAUAGGACUUGAAUCUGGGGAGGUGUUAACUGCAGAUCUCCAAGGAGGAGAGUUUACCAUUAGGACAAGAAGUAAGGAGCAUAGUAAGCGGGUCAAUAGGAUAUCUUUUGAUGAGGAUGGAAGUAAGUAUGCCACUGGAGGAGCCGACGGAAUGGUCAAGGUGUUUACCAUGGGACCGAUGGAGGAGAGAACAUGA
Molecule: messenger RNA, 1965 nt
Organism: Encephalitozoon intestinalis ATCC 50506
Lineage: Eukaryota; Fungi; Microsporidia; Unikaryonidae
Product: WD40 repeat-containing protein
Exons: 1
Coding region: 1-1965 (654 amino acids)
Biological process (GO): tRNA wobble uridine modification
Cellular component (GO): elongator holoenzyme complex
Molecular function (GO): protein binding
Source: RefSeq, a predicted model, not a curated record